UUUAUUCAAGGUUACCUAUUAUGCCACAGCGUGUGUAAGUCUCCAAAUUUCCGACUGCAGGGAAGAACCUGAUAAGAAUCUUUCAUGUGGACGCCGAGAUGCAUGCCAGCACUGUCGUAAAGAAAAAAAAUACGGCACUCCGCCCUCAAACGUAUUCCAACCAUUCAGACGGGAAAAUGGCUGCUUCGUUGAUUUGCAGUGAGACCGUAAGCAGGGUGAGUUCUGUACUGAACAGAGAUGUCAAACAGUUCGGGAAGAAGUUUAUGUUUGACUCAAAUGAAGAGACGUGCUGGAACUCUGAUCAGGGCGGUACUCAAUGGGUGGUCCUGGAGUUUCCUCAGCCAGUUAAGGUCUCUGAAGUCAAGAUUCAGUUCCAAGGAGGAUUUUCAGGAAAAACUUGCAGAUUGGAAGGGUGUAUGAAAGAAGGAGAAUUUGAAAAGUUAUCAGAUUUUUAUCCAGAAGACAAUAACUCCAUGCAGGUCUUUCCCAUUCAGGAAGCCCCCUUGGCACAAAAAGUAAAAAUAUUUUUUGAGAACAGUACGGACUUCUUUGGGAGAAUAAUUGUUUAUUCCUUGGAUAUCCUGGGAGAAAGAGCUUGACUGUGUUUGCUUUUCCGGAGAGAGGGAGUGGGACCAAGAUGAUGGAGGAGCAGCACAGCAUGAUCCAAGCACUGUGAGAUGUGUCCUCCUAUCCGCUCCUGUGCAAAAACAACCAACUGGGCCUUUUAUGGAAAGGACAGACCUGACUGACUCACUGCUUUUAUUACAUUACAUUUUAUCUACCCCUCCCUCCCCCUCUAUUUUUUUGUAAACCGAUGAGAAUUUUCUUGAGUGUGACUGACUGUCUUACAGGUAUGUGCCUUAAUUAUAGUAAAUAACAUUUUUAAGAAUCUGAAAAGAUAAAAACAAUAUUAAAACAAUAAUUGCAGUACAUAUUCAGGUAGCUAUGGCUGUUCUUGUUUCUUGUGAUGGAUUGGCGACCUGUCCAAUGCAUGCUGGGAUAGGCUCCAGCCCUCCCACAGCCCUGACCAGGAAUCAGAGAGUCAGAUGAACGAUGGAUGGAUGUUCUUGUUCCUGCUUUUUCUAAUUUCACAUCAUAACUCCAUUAU
Molecule: messenger RNA, 1108 nt
Organism: Anguilla anguilla (European eel)
Lineage: Eukaryota; Metazoa; Chordata; Actinopteri; Anguilliformes; Anguillidae
Gene: nr2c2ap
Product: nuclear receptor 2C2-associated protein
Exons: 6
Coding region: 99-599 (166 amino acids)
Source: RefSeq, a predicted model, not a curated record